This is a messenger RNA of Biomphalaria glabrata, 1565 nucleotides long. Its product is annotated as carnosine N-methyltransferase-like. NCBI's taxonomy places the organism in Eukaryota, Metazoa, Mollusca, Gastropoda, Planorbidae. The record is from RefSeq and is a predicted model, not a curated record. Gene Ontology annotation, molecular function: S-adenosylmethionine-dependent methyltransferase activity. Bases 247 to 1386 code for a protein of 379 amino acids. The transcript has 9 exons.
GAACACUGUUGACAAUCGAGAUUAGAUUCAUCAUUCAUUUUCUAUCUUAUCUUAUCUUAUAUAAUACAGACGUUACUUCAAAAAAGAAGAUGAUUACGUCCUAUAUCUAGAUUUAAAUCUACUAGUCUAGAGUCUAGAGUACUCUAGAUCUAGACACCUGAUCUAGAAAUUUUUCUAUAUUCUAUACUUUUACUAGAUCUAGUAUCUAGGAUAGAUUUUUAUGAUUAAAAUAUUAAAUCUAAGACAAUGGCAGAAGGAAGUGAACAAACUCAAAUGGAAAUGGAAGAAAAGGAAGAACGGGAGCAUUUUGCUCGUGUCAUUAAUUCAUUUAAAUUUUACAAAAUGCACAGUUUAAAGAGAUUACAUCUUAGCAAGAUUUCAUUUAAUACCCUAAGUGACCAACACAAAGCUAGACUCAUGGGUUACAUGGACAACUUAGAGACUAUACAGACAUGUAUUAUUCAUAACUAUGAAGUGAUCAAACUGUUACUACAAGACCAUCAGUACAUGUUUCUCAAUAAGGAAGAAUGCAUUUCUGAAGCUGACUUUGAAAGAGUCAAGAAAGCUGACUGCGCUCCUCCAACUGCUGAAGAAAUGGAUAAAGUGAAAACAACAUUGAAACAAAUCAUGAGAGACUGGAGUGAAGAUGGCCGAGCUGAGAGAGAAGCUUGCUAUCAACCUGUCAUGCAUGCAGUGCUGACUAGACUUGGGUCACGCAAACCUUCUGAAGUGAAAAUACUGGUGCCAGGUGCAGGACUUGGUAGACUAGUGUUUGAAUUUGCUCGUCUGGGUUAUUCCUGUCAGGGCAAUGAAUGGAGCCUCCACAUGUUACUGGCAUCUAACUUUAUAUUGAACAGAUGUCAGGAGAGAAACUCCUUAGUUCUCUACCCUUGGGUUCACCAGUACACCAACAACCUGGCCACCAAAGACCAGACUAGACGUUGUAUGUUUCCAGAUAUAUCUCCACUUCAGAUAAGUCCAGAGGCUGACUUUUCAAUGGUGGCUGGAGACUUUACAAAAAUAUAUACAGAGCCAAAUUCCUGGAAUGCAGUAGUAACAGUUUUCUUCUUAGACACAGCUCAUAAUAUCAUAGAAUACUUGGAGACUAUUUACACAAUUCUUGUGCCUGGGGGAUAUCUAGUCAAUUUAGGCCCAUUGCUGUACCACUGGGCAGGUCAAGUCAAUGAACUCUCUAUAGAACUAAGCUAUGAGGAGGUCAGAAAGAUAUUACUGGAUAUUGGUUUUGAAAUUGAGAAAGAAGAAAUGAAUGUCCGUUGCUCCUACACACAGAACCCACUUUCUUUGAUGCAGUGCUACUACAACUGUGUCAUGUUUGUUGCUAGGAAACCACUACCUAGACCCACACACCAUGACACUGCCAGCUAGCGACACUUGCUUCUAACACUGUUGUACCUGAUAGCUGGCCUUACAUUGGGCUGUCUCACUCACUCAACUCUAGACAGAGACAAGGAGACAUCUUCAUUUAAUUGUGUUACACUUUGUAUAGAAGAAUAUUGAUGUCAUUUCAAUUGGAUUUCCUAAUGAAUUAAAACAAAGUGACAAGA